Messenger RNA from Brassica rapa (field mustard), 1665 nucleotides. RefSeq lists its product as uncharacterized. Lineage: Eukaryota; Viridiplantae; Streptophyta; Magnoliopsida; Brassicales; Brassicaceae. The record is from RefSeq and is a predicted model, not a curated record. Gene Ontology annotation, molecular function: zinc ion binding.
AUGUCUUCCUCAUCCUUCACCUCAGGAAAUUAUUACAGACGACGUAGGAAUACGGAAAGAGGAACGCCGAAAGAGUGUUGGUGUGGUGCACCAUCUGACAUUUUUACAUCUGGAAGCGAAACAAAUCCAGGAAGAUUGUACUAUUGCUGUGCAAAAGGAUAUCAUAAGAGUCAUUUAUUCAAAUGGGCGGAUGACUGCUUGGUGGAAGAGGUUGAAGAUAUUAAGGCAGCGAUAAAUGGCAUGAAUAGAGACAUCUCGGAGUUGCGAGUUAACGUUGCUCGGUUGGCGAAUGGAGUAAAGACAGAAUCUGAGAGAAAAGGAGGCGAAUGUUUGAGUGAGAGUCGGUGUUUGAGGAAUGUGGUUGUUUGUGUGGCUGGAAUGGCGAUACUUUGCUACUACUACUUCUCUAUGGAUGUUUCUGAUGUUAAAUCACGGGGUUACCCUCCAAGACUUUAUCCUGUAGGGUCUUCUAACCUAGAAAAUAAAGACAUUAAUCACAAUUUCCGUUCACGAGAUUUACCUCAUAUUAUAGAAACACUAGGAGAAGAUGUAUGGAAAGCACUGGUGAACUCUCCCAUUGGAGUAGUUGCUAGGCUAGUUGAACGCCGAAGCGUGUGGUCUGGUAUAACAGUACACUAUCUACUAUGUAGACAGCUGCGAGUACAUAGGAAGGAGAUAUGGAGUCUGGUGGUUGAUGAGCCUAUCAGGUUUAGCUUGGUAGAAUUUGGUGAGAUAACUGGGUUAAACACUGGUCCAUUGCCAACAGAAAGUUUUGAACCUGAUCCUGAUAAAUACAAACCGUUUUGGGCGAAGCUGAAGGUGUCGCUUGGGAGGGGACCCACGUUGGAUGAACUGAAGAACUCAAUAGAGGUCUGCCCGAAUUGGACAUUUGAAGAGCGUAAAUGGCUAGGGCUAUUAGUUCUUCAACACAUGGUACUUUAUUGUUUGCAUCAAAAUUCUCGGGUGCCAUUUGAAAGUGCCAAAAGAGUGUUUGACGAUGAAGCCAUGAAGUCGUAUCCAUGGGGUCGGACUGCAUACGAAGUUCUCAUUGACUCUAUUAAAACGUUGGCUCCAGACAGGGGGUCAUACACAUUAAGCGGCCUAAAGGAUGCGUUAUUGAUUUGGGCGUAUGAAUCCAUCGUCUGCUUUGGCGAGUGUUUUGGGAGAGUGGUGAAUAAUGAAGACAUUCCACUUUUACGAUGGGGUGGAAAGCGUACUCGUGCAAAUUUCGAAAACUUGUUGUCUGCCGAGAUAAAACAACAUAGCCAGGUGCGUGUUAGGAGAAUGGUUUCGAAGGAGUCAAUCGAAGAGUUGUUGCCUGAAUGGUCGUGUCAACCUGACGACCCACAACUCGUUAACUUGAUAACAGACAUACAUGCAGGUAGAUUUGUAAAAGGUUUUUGGGAAGUGCAUGGAAAUGCGGAGGGGAAGGGAAACGAGAAGAAGAAGAAAGCUGAGCCACCCAGUAAGAAGCAGAAUAAAGUUAAGACCAAUGAGGGUGAAGCUGCUGCAACGGGAAAGGGUUCAAGCGAAGAGGAAGAUAAUAAAGAUUCGGGGAACAACGCGAGUCUGAUGGCCAUUGCGAAUACUCUGGAUAAACUUUCCAGAAAAUUUGAUCUAUGGACGCGCGAUUUAAAAAACCAUUGGUGGACCAGAAGUCGAUAG